AUGCAUCAAUUUAACAAUAGUAAUACUAAAAAGCCUCCUGCAACGGCUCUACCUUCCACUCCCACAAAGAAACCUCUCCCAACUCCCAUUCAAACUCAUGUAAAUAAUCAACUUUUCAAUAGAUUUGCAGCAACUGGUAAUAAUCAACAACAAUCUUCAUCAGUUACUAAUAAUAGUAGUAGUAGUGGCAAUUCAUCGAAUGGUAGUAGCACGAGUAGUAGCAAUUCACCUCCACCAACAUUACCAACAUCAGGAACCAAACCAUCAUCAACACCUCCAAACAAUAGCAACAAACAAUCAACCACUUCUCAAAACUCAAUCUAUUCCAUUUCCAGAUUCAAUUAUACUUCAUCUAUCAUUUCAAAUUCUGGUUCUUCAGGCAUCUCAAAGAGUGGAGUAAUUUUGGACGAUGAUGAUGAAACCAUCUUUUCAAAAUUCGGAAAAGGAGCAUCAAGCUCCAACACUACCAACACACCCUUCAAAAACAGUUAUAAUAACAGCACAAAUUCUGUCAAUAGUAAUAACUCUAGUAGCAGCAGCAGCAGUGGUAGUAACAAUUCAAGUCCAAACAAUAAGGCAAUACCCAAUCUUGCCAUCAAUCAAGGAAGAGCAAACAUUCAAUUGGGAGAGAAUGAAUCCAUCAAGUCACCACAUUCUCCACCUGCAUUCAGGAAGGAUACUUUAUCAGAUGAUGGUCUUAUCAAUGUUAGUGGCAGUGGAGGAGGAACCUUUUCAAGUGAGAGAAAGAAAAAAUUGAGAAAAAGUGGCUCGAGUUCUUCUUCCUUGUCUUUCACAGCAAAUAAUCCAUUAUUGAAUCAGACAACCACAAAUUCUAUCAAUUCAUUUUCUCUCCUCGAUGAGAAUCAUCAUGAUCGAUAUGAUGAAUUCUAUGAUGAGGAAGAGUAUCCAUCUCUAGAAUCUCCAACAUUUGCUCUUGCUCCUUCUGUUGUGAAACGUCACAAAAUGAAGCAAAAAUCACUUGACAAUAAUUCAGAAAAGAAAGAUACCAUUAUUGCUGAGGAUUUACUCUCCUCUAUUGAACAAUCGAUGGAAGAUUUAUUGGACAGUGACAAUAGUGGAUUUAUAUUCCCAACAUCAUCACAGGGAAUGCAACACAGUGGAGAGGGUAUUUUUGGAGACAGCUUAUUGCACAGUGGCCAUCAACAAUCGACACUUCCAAUCAAAAUGUUCUCAUCAACGAGUAGUAGUGGAUCAUUUAAGGGUUCUUUCACUCAUAACCUAGAUAUGAAUAUUCCAUUUAUUUACACAACAAGUGAGGAGGAAAUUGAAAUUUCCACAACUGGAUCCAUCUCUACCAACACAACUAGUACAUCUAUGGAGGAUUAUAGUGGAUAUUUUGGAUCUAAUACACCAACUACAGUGGCUGGAAAUCAAUUUCAUCCAUUUCCUUCCAAUAACAAUAAUAACACGACUGGAUAUCAAUCGCCAAAUACUCCACCAAGUUCUCCCUCUGAGAAGGAUGCUCGUUCAAGGGAUAGAAUGAUUACAGCUUCUCCAAAACAACUUCCAAAAGUCAAAUCAAAACCUAUUCUAGAGGAAGAUGUUGUAACAUCUGAUUCAAACUCUUCAUCUGACGAAGAAUUAUUCAGCUCUGAAAAGAAUUCCUCUGAAAACAUGAUUGACUAUACAAGUUGUGAAAAUAUUGAGCAAAUGAAUGAAGUUUUUGAGAAGGAAAUUUUUAAUUCAGAGAAGGAAAAGAAAAUUUCUCUAGAUAUUCAAAGAUUAAUUUCAAAUGCUCCAAGCUUCCAAUCUCUCUUGGCAUUGAUAAAGAAGAUGAAGGACCAUUCAUUAAUUUAUCAUGACAAUUCACAAAAGAUCAGAUCAACAGUUUUUCAAUGUUUAAAGAAAAAGAUCAAGGAACUCAAUAACAGGUAUCAACUUCAGAGCUUUAAUUCAGAUUUGGUUAACACUAGAAGAGACUUGGAUACCAUAUUUCAAAUGUGUAACUUGCUCCCAAAUGAAGAGAUUAUUUAUUGUAUGAUUCAAUCUCCAGUGGUUGCAGAAAUCAAUACCGAAAAUGAUUUGAAUGAGAUUGCCAAUCUAUUAGAAAAUAUUCAAAUGAACAUCAAUCAAGCCAAUUCAAUCCAAGGAUACUUCAGAUUAUUUGAUGGAACAAAACGUUGGCUCAUUCACAUCUUUACCCACAACAUCAGAAUUGUGGAGUCAAGUGAUUCUAAAGAAGUCACCAGCAGCCAAUCAAAAAGAAAUUCCACCUCACUCUUGUUCCUUCUUCAAAGUCAACAGAACACAAUGAAGUUAGAGAAUUUCCUACUCUUUAUUGAUAGAUUGGUCAAGUUAAACUUUUUGAAGGAAUAUGUACAUGUCUUGCUUGACGAAUUAAUGUUGACACCAUUCUUUGUUUCCCUCUCUGCUUUUGAAUAUAUAGAAUUUAUGGGAAGAUUCAAGGGAAGCAUGUUUUCCAACACUCUGAAGAGUUACAUUAUUGAUAAGUGUUGCCAAUUCAUCACUCAGAGUGCAACCAGCAAGGAGGCCGUCCUACUGUUCGAGAUUAUUACUCAUGUUGUAGAUGAGGACAUUAGUUUGGUUUUCCUAAAGACAUUGCUAUUGUCUUCUAACUUACAACAAAGCUAUGAGACCAUCGUUAAAAAUCCUCUGUGCUACCACUUUUUCAAGUUUAUCAAGAAUACUGAAAAGAAUUCGGGCAAUGAGAACUUUACCAAGAUCCAAACAGAAGUUUCCGCCCUGAUGGACAUUUACUUCAAACUUGUGUUCCAAUUAUUGGACAAGACAUGCACCAUAUCAACUCUUCACAUGGUCUUGAAACACGAAGCUCAGUUCAUGAAAUUGGUAUACUUGAUGGGAGAUGUUGGAUUCAAUGAAUCUCAUGUAAAACAAUUGAGACAAGAGUUGCUUUCUUUCAAGACUACUCUUGAUGCAGCCCAGAAUUUCUUGACCAUGUUUGCUGAUGAUCCAAACUUUUUUGAUACUAGUCUAGUGUUAGAUACCAUCAUCAAAAUUAGAAGAAAUAUGGGAGAAAUGGUAUUUAAAAAGAUUCAAAAGCAAGUAUCCGAGCUCAUUCCAUUUGGAUUUGAAGAGUUGGCUUUCUUCUACGAGUUGAGAACCUCAGAGUUUUUCCUUGUUUUGUGGAGGGAUCUCUACACAAAAGCUUCCAAUAAUGAAAAACACACCAUCGAUUCUAUCAAGAAUAAGUUGGUUCCAGAUGUAAAGAAUAAGUGGCUGGGAUUUUACAAGUCAAUCGAUUCUCUCUCAAUCAAAUUGAACGAGUUUUAUUCAAUCCUGAGAAAGUGUAGAUAUGAGAAUAGAGUUGACAGUUUACUAUCCAGCACUAAUGUCCAAUAUCAAGAAGAGUUGCUGAGUGUGAGAAUGACCUUUAAUGGAAAAUCGUCAGAUAGAACUCCUAACAAGGAAGAUCUUGAAUGGGUAUCCAAGAGGUUGAAUAUUAUCAAUAGCUUCGAAAAGAUUAAUCUCUAUAGAUCCUAUUUACCUUCUCUUCUCUUAUUAGUUGAACAUUUUGAGCCGUACUUUACUAUUGAUUUAAAGAAAGACACUGAUUAUAUUCAAUUAAAGAAAGAGUCCAACACUCUCAAUCAACAAAGUAUGCUUGAAAGCCAAACAUUGGCAAUGUUUGAAGACCAAAAGAGUAACUUUAACCUACUCUUGUUUACUAGAUUUUUUAAAGGAUUUAACGAUAAUCAACUUUCCUUCAUGAAAUUACUAUGUGAUAGUACAGGAUUUUCUAUUAUAGACUGGCUAUUAAAUUACAAAUCCAAUUCUGAAUUUGAUAACCUUGUAGAGAUUUGUAAGAGUUAUACUGACUCGGUAAAGAUUUUACAAUCCUUGAAAAGUUUGGUGGUUGUCAGGGAUUGUAUUUCUGACUUUAUCUAUUCGAAUCAAGUUGACCAUGCAAAUAUUAAUUUUAUUAGCUUGGAAAAUUUUAAGAAUUCAAUGACCAAGUUGGAAAUUAGUAAUGAUGACUUGUCUCAGUUGAGUAACUUGAAGAAGAAUUUCACACUUCUCCUCAGCAUGUUUGAAGAGAAAACAAGAAGUGGAGGUGUUCAGGCUCUCUACGAUCUUGCAGCUAUUACAGAAAGAGGACAGUAUGAAUUUAAUUUGGCUGAUCCUAGUGUCAUUCUAUGUAAGAUUAUGCCAUCACAUCCAAUUAUGAAUACCUCCCAAAUAAGAAGAUUAAGUUUACAACAACAGGUUAUGACUAUUGAUGGACUUGUAGAGUUGAGAAAUAAGUUAAUGUUGAGCGAAAUACCAGACAAUAUCAAAACGUUGGAUGAUGUUAAUUCUAGGAUUAAUCUUUUUGUAAGAUGUAUUACUCUAAUGUUGGAUAUCAAGGCAUCCUUGCUGGAUUUAUGCAAACAAGCUCACUUUGAAUUCCAAGAAAACUACUUCAAGGCCAUAAGAGCUUCAGAGUGUUCUCCUGAAUAUAUUCAAAAGUAUCAUGCUGAAUUACUAGAAAAAUUAGAAAAAUGGAAGAAGAUAACAGAGAACUCGAGGAAUGGAAAUUACUAUAUGAAUCUUUUUAGAGCAAAGGAAUCUUUGAGAGUCUACGAAUUACUUAAGAAAUAUCAACAAGAUUCUGAGAGAUCAUCCAUCUAUGAUUUGUUAUCCAUUCUUAAACUUGGUGAUCAUAACCUAGAGCUGUCUGACAUUGAAAACUGCAUUACCGUUCUCAAUUUGGACUUUGUUACCGAUUGUGCAGCUGAAGAGAAGAUGAGAAAGUUAUGCUCCUUUAUUGAAAGCAUCUUUUCUAGAAGAGAAAAUUCUUAUAGAAAAUCGCAGUAUGAAUUGCCAACCAAUGUCCAAUCUAAAUAUUCGUUAAAUACAUUUGAUGGAGUUUUCAAGAUUAUCAAACUUCAAAAGGAGAAGGAAGUUAUGGAUGCUAUCAUUUCCUUAUACUCACUACGUGGAAGACUUCCUUUGAGUGAGGAAGUUUUGCUGUGCAACUCUUUUAGCACUGAUAUGGAGGAUAUCGAGUUGAUUUUGAAUAGAUGGUUAAACUCCAAGGUGAAAGAAAAGCGUGAUAACAUGUAUUGCAUUGCCAAUAUUCAAGAACUUCCAUACAUUGUUCAAUCUAAAAUGCUUCUCAAGAUACAGGAAAUUCUUUCAUCCCUCUCUAAAAAGGAAAAUACUGGAAAACUAGUUCUUAUUGGUGGUUCAGAUAACAACAAUGCUCGUCUCUUGUUGGAAUUUUCAAACUAUGUUGACAAGUCCUUCAAAACUCUUCCAAAGAAGUAUAUUGUAAAUAUAAUGAAAUCAUACCAAGGAUCCAAUGUCAAAUGUGUUACCUCCAAUAGAACUGGUGCAGGAAAGUCUAGAUUUAUCCUGAAGGAUAUCUAUUUGAAUAAGAAGAAAUACAGUAGAGUAACUGUAUUAGAAGAUUCAACAGUGAAAGAAAUAGUUGGCCUACUCUGGAAAACAACAAAUCAAAAUCAAGGAAAAGAAAUUGCUUUCCAUCUUGCUCUCUGUAACAUAAUACCAAAGCACAUGAAUUCCUUGUUAUUUGAAUUGUUCUAUCUUGGUUGUGUUAGAGACAGAGAAACUGCAAGUGUUUUCCAUAUUGUUCCAAAUAUCCAAUUCUAUAUCGAGAUUCCAAAUAGUCUUUGUGUGCCAAUUUUGAGUGAAUUUGUUUACUUUUGCACUGCUUUGCCAAUUGAAGAAAUAACUACAGAUGAAUCAAGUCUGGAAUUGGUAAACUAUGAACUUAUUAACAUGGAAGAUGAUAGUAUUGAUAUUAUGUGCACAGAUGAUAAUAAGGUACAAUAUGUUUGUAAAUUUUUGAAAGCCUUCGAGGAGAAUGUAUUCAAGAAUGCAGCUCCUAGCGUACCAGAUUUUGAUCCUGUAAAGGCACCAGACUUGAGUCUGAAAGCUUGCUUCAAGCUGUUGUGCAAGUACACUGGAUUCAAACCUGACAAUGCCUCCUUCUCUGUGGUGAACAAUUUUGUACGAUUCUUGUAUGGGCAAUUUUUGAGCACUUCUAGAUAUGUUUGCUUUAAAAAUUGUGUUAUGGAAGGAAGCAUGCAAUUAUUCAAACACGCCAUGAUUGAUUUAAUGAUCAAGUCAGCAAGGGAUUUAACAGCUAUUUCUGUUGAAAAGGACUUUAUUAUUUCGCUUGCUAAGAAGUAUGAAGGAAAACCAUACACUGAGAUUUUACUUCUCCAAUAUGUCGAAAUGUUUGAACAUAGAUUAAGCAAGUGGGAGGAGCAAGCAUCUCAACAUCCUCUAGUUGUUUUCUAUAGAAGUAACAUUAAUGAAAUAACAGGAAUUGAUCUUAUUGGUAUCAAUACUGACAAGCUCGAACUUAAUGAAGAGUUAAAAUACUCUCUUUCAUGUAAUGGUAUAGACUUGGAGACCCCAAGAGAUUUAUCUCAUGAUAGGGCUCAAGAAAUUAUUAGAAAUGUUGCUGGCUUGAAACAGGAUGAAACCAAUGAAAAGAAAAUCAGCAAUAAUUACGUUCUCACUGUAGAUAAUUUGAGCAAGGUAUUGAUGAUUUAUCACAAGAUGAAAUACAAUUUACCUACAAUUCUUUGUGGUGAUAGUGGUGUUGGUAAAUCAGAACUAACCAAAUACUUGUGCUCUGUUCUUGGUAUAAAGUUGAAGAGAUUUGCUGUGAAUGAAGGUCACACAUCUAAUGAUAUUUUGAAUUGGUUGAAUCCGCUCAUUGCAGAAGCCAGACUCAAUCCAAAGAAGGAGAUUAUAGCCUUCUUUGACAAGGUAAACACCUCUAAUAAUUUAGGAUUAUUUAAAGAAUUAAUUUGUGACAAUUGUGUUCAUAAUAAGGUGCUACCUAGAAAUUUGAAGAUUGUUGCCUCCUGUAAUCCAUACAGACUGAGAAGAUAUGCUGGAACAGACAUUGAAUAUGGUUCCUCUGGUCAAAAAUCUGAUAUUUUGAAAGACAAUAUUAGAGCCCUCCAAAGAACCACAGGUUUGGAUAUUCAAGUUUUUUCACAAUGUCUUAUCUAUAAGGUAUAUCCAAUGCCUGUCUCUAUUUUGGAUCAUGUAUUUAACUUUGGCUCUUUGAAUCCUAUUAUUGAACAGUUAUACAUUAGAGCCAUUCUACUCAUGGAAAUCAAUGUUGAGGAUAUCGGAAAGUCUGGACUCUUCUUUGAUUGCUUUACAGAGCUCAUAUUUGCCUCUCAAUCAUUCAUUAGAAAGGUUUAUAUGGAAAGAAGUGCUGUGAAUCUGAGAGAUGUUAAACGUUGCAUUAACUUAUUCAAGAGCUUUUAUCAAUCACUCUCAAAGAGAAAUGGUAUUGAUCCUACCUUUUUCCUAGAGGAAUCAAACUUUAUUAUCAAGAACUCUAUCAUACUUUCUCUUGGACAUUGUUAUUACCACAGAUUGAGUUCCAAGCGUGAUGAAUUUGUGAAGGAGUUGGAAGAUUUAUUCACCUCUUCAAGAAGCAAAAUUGCUUCCUACUUUUCCUAUCAAAAGGGUGACUUUAUCAAUACUCUCACAGAAGAACAAAGAUACUACACGAUGCACUUGAACAUUCCAAAGGGAGUGGCACUUAAUCAUGCUCUGCGAGAAAAUAUUUUCAUGACCCUUGUUUGUGUACUGAAUAGGAUUCCAAUAUUCAUCAAUGGCAAGAGUGGCUCUUCCAAGUCAUUGAGUUUAGAGAUUUUGAGCACUAAUCUCAAUGGAACAGCCAGUGUCAAUAGUUUUUUACGCUCAUUGCCUUCUCUUGAAAUAUUCACUUAUCAAUGUUCACAAAUUUCCACACCUGAGAGCGUCAAGAGUUGCUUUGAAUCUGCCAAGAGAUAUCAGAAGAAUUCUCCAAAUUCUAUUGCCAUAGUUUUAUUGAACGAGGUUGGCUUGUUAGAACAUAGUUCUUCCCAUCCACUCAAAGUUGUCAAUAAGGAAUUGGAAGAGGAUUGCUCUGUCUCUGUGAUUGGUCUUUCUAACUGGACAUUGGAUCCUAACCUUAUCAAUAGAGCAGUCUAUUUGACCAGACCUUCACCUUCAACAUUUGAACUCAAAACUACCUUGUCUGGUAUUGUAAAUUCUGUGCAUUUAGACAGUACUCUCUAUUCUUUGGCCAAGGCUUACCAUGAUGUAUAUAAUGGUCAACAAAGAAAGGACUUUUUCGGAUUGAGAGAUUUUUACCACACUGUCAAGUUUAUUAACAGAAACUUUGACGGUACACUCUCACCAGAGCUACUCACAGAUGCUCUUGCCAGAAACUUUGGAGGAUCAAAUAAUGAAGAGUUCCUUCGAGUUUUGAAUAUCUUCUUCUCCUGUGUUGGUAUGAAUAUUAUCAGCAAUAGGAAGUCAAAGUUGGAUUAUAUUUCUGAAAAUUUGAACGAUACCAAGGCAAGACAUUUAAUGCUACUCACAAAGAAUAAUGCUGCCCUCUCUAUUCUCUUCUCAGAAUUUAAACAAUUACUUGCAUAUGAUAAAGCAGAAGUUGUCUUUGGUCCAAACUUCCCUAACAGUACUAAAGAACUUCAGGUUUGUAUGGAUAUUCAAAGAAUUAAGAAUGCCAUGUCAACUGGUAAAACAGUAGUCUUGGUAAAUUGUGAACAAUUAUAUGAAAGUCUCUACGACUUGUUCAAUUUGCAAUACAUAGAGUAUGAUGAGAAUAGAGUGGUUGGUAUUUCACUUGGUACAUACAGUAGAAUUUGUUCUGUUCACAAGAACUUUAGAGUUAUUGUUAUUGUGGAUCAGGACGAUGCCUACUCACGACUUGCCAAGCCACUCCUCAACAGAUUUGAGAAGCAAACACUUCACAGAGAUGAUCUCUUUGACAAAUCUGCCUCUGUUAAUGUAAAGAACUUGUGCAGUAGAUUGCAAUCGUGGGUCAAGACAACCUUUGGUGAUGAUGAAAAACCAUUUGUUAAUACUCACAAAUCACUCCUUCAAUCGCUUGUUUUAUCACUAGAUACCAAGCAAAUUGAGGAUCCUUCUCUCCAUGACUACUUGUUGGAUAUUUGUAAGAAUGCUCUAUUGUGGAUUACAACUGCAGAUGCUGUGGUUAGAAUGUCCUCUAUCAACAAUAGUAGAACAAGGGAAUAUCUGAAAACAUAUUUUGAAAAGCAAGAGCACAGAGACCUUCCUCAUUUACUUCAUUUCUUGCUCGGUUCUUUGCAAGAGCAAUCUCAAAAUGGUCUGUCUUCAAAUUCCUUAAUUUAUUAUGGAUAUUUCCAACUUUGUUUACUUACCUAUUCAUCUGUAUCUAUUAAUAUUGAUAACUUGAUUCAGGCAUCCAGAGAGAUUGGAGCAAGCAUAGAAUACCAUUCUGUUGUUUCUAUGGCUGAGCUCAAAUCAGAGAUGGAAUUAAUAGAGCUUGUAAAACAAUUCUUUGGAAAGAAAAUUACCUCAGCAAAUGGACAACACUUGCUUGUUUUGCAAUGUGAAAAUAUGAAUUUGGACCUUUUGAACCAAACCAAGUUUAUAAUCCAAAAGCACAGAAAGUGUAUCUCACCUAGUGAGAGUGUCGGAAAGAACAUUUUACUCUUAAUCAAUGUUGUUCCAGGAAAAUCAAUUAACAGUCAGCACUUGAUUGAAUUUGACAUUCCAUGGAAGUUUGCAUUUAUUGAUGAAAUAAGACCAACAGAAACUACAAUUUAUGAAAUUUUGAACAGACCAUUCACCGAACAAAUUCAAACUACUAAUGUGAGACAAGUUAUUAAGAGUAACUUCCGUACCUCUCUGGCAAUGCUAAGAAAAUUCAAUACCAAAAUUAAUGACAUUACUCUUUUAAUUUCAAGAACAAACGAACUCAUUGAUUCUGAUGAAUGUUGGAAAGUUAUUAACAAGAAGGUUUUGGAGAUUUGUCAUGACUACUUUUCUCAAAAUCAAAUUAACUUCUACUCAACCUAUGUAGCCAACCACAUUAACGAAUACUUCCUUGUUGUGAAUACAUACCACUCAGCUAUUCAAUACUGUGUCGAGAGAAUAUUAAUCAAAUCAUUUACAUUCCUUUUGGCUGAAAUUGAUAGAAACGACAAUUUGAGACUCUUCUUUGAAUACAAGAGUACCAACAGAACUGAAGGCACAAACUUGUGGAUUAAACUUUUGGAUGACCUGAAGAGACCUUCAGUGAAUCACAUGUUAACACGAAAUGAACAGACAAUAUCUUCGAUGGCUGAGCUACUCAGAUGGAAACCAAUAGAAGUCAAGAGUGAUGGUAAUAACAAUAGAAUUUUCCAAGCAAGAUAUCCUUUCAGUUACGAAGUUUGUAGAAAUCUACAUAGCUGGAGAAGUGUAUGUGAAAGUUCUAGAUUGGGAGUUUAUGAGGCCUUACAAAAGCAUAUUGACAUGAUCUAUCCUUUCAUGAACAACUUGCCAAGAGAAUAUUCUGAAUUUUUCCUCUAUGAUUACAUGUGUAUCUGUGGUGUUCAGUGUACAGUGUUAACUAAUGAGGUACAAUAUGAGAUUAUCAAAAAGAUGUUAGAUGCAGACCCUUCUGAAGGAUCAAAUAUUGCUAAAAUACUUUCAUUCUAUUGGAGACAGGAGAGAAGACUUCAAUCAUAUUAUGUCUUGUUUGAAACCUUCCCAAAGUCUGUUCUUCAGAGAAAGUUCCUUCAAAAACUUCUUGUUCCUUCAUUGAGAAUAUCUUCCAUUGAAGAGAUUGACAUGCUGCUCUUUAGUGUUAUUUAUCAUAACUUGGAUCCAAGAAAUAUUGAAACCUCUCAUGAUAUUACUGUUGCAAACCAGAGAAGAAAUAUUUGGGUCAAAACACUGACAGAUAUUAAGAGCCCAGUAGAAGUACUCAUCACUCUCAUUCACAGUACUACUAUAAACUUGACAGGUGGCCCAAGAAGUUCAAUGUUGAAGAAUAUUGGAUACAUUCAUGAAAAAUGGCAAAAACUUCAAUUCUACAAGGAGUACCUCCAAGAAAUUGCAAUUCCUCUCGGUAUUGUAAGGGAAAUAUCCAUGAUUUUAUGGCAAAAUAUGAAAACCAAGAGUUUGUCAUCUCAAAGUAGUUUGGAUUUGAUAUUAUACUUUUUAGAUUUGGUUAACAAGAUUGGAGAUAAUAUUCAAAACGACAAAACCAACCAAUCAGAUGAAAGUAGAAAAAAGACCAACAUUACUAGAUUCUUUGAAAUGUUCACAGCUAAAUUCCUUGUGAGGAGAAUUGGAAAAGAGGAUGACAUUGAAAAACCUCUUGUUGGAGCACUGAUGGGUCUUAUCAAGGGAGAGAAUGAAAAAUUCAAUCAAUUAAUGAAGCAGGCAACACAAAACCUCAAAGUUAGCAUUCUCAAAAAGCUCCUACUCAAUAAGAAUACCAAGCCACUUGUUAAUGAAGAGUUGAAGGAAAUUUUCAAAGUAGAACUCAGUCCAAAGACAGAAUCUCUGGAUCAAAGCACACUCAUCAGCUACUUGUCUAUUUAUGAGUCCGUGCUUCAAAACAUACCAGAAGAACAAUUAUCUAAACUUUUAGAAUCUGUCUCUGACAAUUUUGUUGACGUUGCCUCUUGGAAAGACAUUAUCAAGGAUGUCCAUUUACUAGCAGCAAUACGAUGUGCCAUGUCUACCUUCUCAAAGAGACUGAUUCUAGUAGUGGAGAGAGGUGAUUCCAUUAGGGAUUUUAUUUCAUCUAGCCCAAUAGCUCGUCAAUUAUUAUCUUUAUUUGAGAGACCAAACUUUUCCUUCCUCAAAAUGGUUCUUUUGAGAUUAGUUGUUGAGAGAAAGGGUAGAGUAUUCCUGCUCAAGACUUUCCGUUCUAGAGCUUCUCCACAAUUCCCUUGGGUCUCUUCACUCUUGCAAGGUUUCAAGUACACUGACAAUAUUCCACAAAAUGUACUCAUGCACGUGUUGAAUGGAUUGGAAGAAUUAGCCUCUUGUGUAGACAUGAUUAUGAGUCUCAGACAACAAGGAGAUUACAACAGUAAGACUGAGUCUAUUAUCAAACUCAAGGCCUCCCUAGAAGCAAUCAUCAAUACUGGACAACAAAUAGAUAUUCAUUCGUUGAAGAAGUUGUGCUAUCUUGCUGUAGUUGAUAAGUGCUACUUGUCCUAUUGUUCUGAAAAUUCUAACAAGGACAAAUUCACCAAGAUUUUAACCUCCGAGGAUGAAGUCAAUACUCAGUCAUGUCCAAUCGAUAUUACCAAACUCAAGAAUUUCCUUCUCAAACAUGUCUUGAGGGAUGAUAAGGAAGUACACAUGACCAUCAAGUUUGCCUCCAAUGCAUUCAAUGAGGAUAGUUUCUUCUUCCUUAAUGAGAAUACUACUUUGGAAAAUCUGACACUCGUCCACGUUAUUCACCACAUUUGUUCUGUUGCCUUAUCUAAUUAUGUAACAGAUCAAUUUUGGUGGCUCUUAUUGUUCGACCCAUCUUCAUUGAAAGACAAAUACUUACCAAGUGUUACCGAUGAUGCCAGAACACAAGUCAUCAAUACAAUUGAUAAUGGCACUGUCUCCUGGUACAAGUGUGCAAAUAACCAUGUUUAUGUAGUCGAUUCUUGUGGAUAUCCAACUGAAUUUGCAAUGUGUCCAGAGUGUGGAUUACCUAUUGGUGGAUUUGACCAUGUUCCUCACUUCUCCAACGACAAGAUUAAACAGGAUGAGGAUAUUGCACCUACGGGCUAUGCUGUUUAUGAGCAUUUUAAGGAAAGAGACUUGGCUGCAACAGUAAGAGAAAUUUCUCCAGUAUCGUUCAGAAUUAUCAGACUUAUUAUUCAUUCCCUCUUACUGGUUGGUAAUUCAAUCUUCCCAGAAAGAGAAGAGGAAUACAGACAAGUUUUCCACAAGACCAUGUCAAGUGUUGACAAUCUCAAUGAAUUCUUACUCGGGCAUAUCAAGAACGAUUGGAGUAUUCUGUGUGAAUUGUUGGGAGGACAAAAUGAAGAGAAAGCCAGUGUUCUCUUGUUUAAUAUUUUGGAAUUCUUUAGUUACUCUUCCAAGCAGUUGGAGACAAAGAAACGAACCAAUCCAAAACUUCCAUACACAAGUCGUGACAUUUCUACAAAGGCAGGAAGAUCUGGAUGGGAAACUCACUUCAAUGGAUGUGUAACAAUGAUAACAGAAAAUGCUGCAAAGAAAUAUCAACUCUACUACAAACAACUUGAUUCCAUCCAAAAGAAGGGCAAUGAUGUAAUAACCAAUAUUCUACUCUUUUCCUCAGCUGGUGCACCUCAAGAAUUGAAACAACCUAUUCUCCCACUUUCUGAUCCAAUUAGUCAAAUUUGGAAUAUCAAGCCACCAAUUACCUAUGAUCAAUUCAAAUCAUACUUUAUUGCAGAUAAGGCAGAAAGAAAGUAUCCAAUUUUGAGCCUCUUUAUUAGAAAUGAACAUUUACUCUAUCCAACAAGAUAUAUUCCUCAUGUUGUGAAAUGGCAAAAAUUGGUAACCAAUACCUUCUCGAGAAGAAUCGAUCGUCACUAUGCUAGAACAAGAACUGUUAGAGAUGUCUUUUCAGAAUUCAUGUCAUCACUUUCCUUGUCACCAAUUCACUUCCAACUUGGAGCUGAGAAGGCAUCUAUUGAAAAGAUCUUUGAUGGUUGGGCUAAAUCAUUCAAUCACAGUUGGAAAUAUAUUGAAAGAUACCAAUGUUUACCUCUGCCUGCAUGGUGUAAGAAUGUUAGUAUGAGUAAGGAUACACCUCUUUCCUUCUCUAUUCCAGAUGAGCAAGAUGAAGGAAUUUGUGCAUUGGCUCUCAUUCAAUUCCUAGUCGAUAAGCACAAUGAUAUUAUUGAUAGAGCUGGCAAGUUAUUGAACAAGACGUCCACUGAAUCUUCUCCAAUUGAAAUUUCUAGCCGUUUCAUUAGCAAACAUCAUCUUGUGAGUUUUAAUAUUGAAGAAGAGGUGAUGCCUGUCAUUACUGAUUCAGAACUCGACCAAGAUACCAACAAGCAAAAUUCUUACAAGUUUGACUAUCAAAGAGUGGAACAAUUUAUUGUUAACAAGUACCUUUCUGGAAAACCGAAAAUCAAAUUGGAAUUGGAGAAUUUCACCUUCCUUAACGAAACUAGAUAUUCAAGUGGAUUUGGCCAAGUAGGAGGACCAGUUUCUGAGCUCAAGUCCAAGAUUAAACAAGUUGAAUUACCAACAGAUAUGAAACAAGCUAUAGUUUCAGAGUUAAGAGGUGGAGAGACUUCACUCGAUUUGUUCCAAUCUUGCAUUAGACAAAUUGAAGAGUGUAUUUCAUUCUUACAAGCAAUCUCUGGUUCCAACAAUUUGGAGGAAGUUGAAAAGAUGUCAAUUAUUGACUACCUUCAAAAUAUUCUUCUAGUAGAUCCAAAAGUAACAAAGCAAACACUUGCCAAGAGUUAUACUAUCAUUGUCCAUGUCAAGUUAUGCCAUUUGGUAUCCUUGUGGUCCCUCUUAGAGAAUGAACUCUCACCAGGUGCUUCUAUUGAAUCUUCCUCCAUUGCCAACAAGUACAAGAAGGUUCUACCUGCUGAGCUAGUUCAAAAACUCGAUGAAUUCAAGAAUAUCCUCUCUCCAGACGAUUGUUCAAUGCUAGUUUCAUCCAUGAAAGAAUUACUUCUCUCCUACUUUACAAGUGAAACUCUCGAUUCUGAAAUUCCUCUCAAACAAAUGCUUGAAAUCACUCCUGCCAUAGGAGCCAAAUCACAAGAAGGAAACAAAUUAGGCGAUUAUGAAUGGUUACUACAAUUAUCAGAUGAAUUCAAAACAUGCCAUCUAUUUGAAGUUUAUCGACAUUUAAGUAUGCAAAUUAGUAGUAAUAAAUAAAUCCAAUCAUUUUUAUCUGU
Messenger RNA from Naegleria gruberi, 14669 nucleotides. RefSeq lists its product as uncharacterized. The record is from RefSeq and is a predicted model, not a curated record. Lineage: Eukaryota; Heterolobosea; Eutetramitea; Acrasida; Naegleriidae. Gene Ontology annotation, molecular function: ubiquitin-protein transferase activity; ATP hydrolysis activity. The coding region runs from base 1 to 14649 and encodes 4882 amino acids. The transcript has a single exon.